Molecule: messenger RNA, 792 nt
Organism: Danaus chrysippus (African queen)
Lineage: Eukaryota; Metazoa; Arthropoda; Insecta; Lepidoptera; Nymphalidae
Source: the annotation of a GenBank genome assembly
AUGAAGAAGAAGAGUGCUGCUGUUAAGAAUCAAAAUUAUUGCAAACAUUGCAACAAAAUAAUAAUAGGUAGCUCAUACAAAUUUAAAUCUCAUUUAUUCCAACAUAACGCUGUUGAAGCGAGAUUUAAAUGUAAAUAUUGUUCGAAAGCUUACUACCGCUAUGAUACUUUUGUUUUACACGAGAAAAGUCACGUUGGUUUGAAGAGAAACGACAAAAAUUACGUAUGCGACUACUGCGAUCGGAGUUUUGUUAACAAAUUCAAUCUUAUCGUACAUUUGAAGAAAAUACACGACGAUUCAGUGAAUACUGAUAGAAUAAGAUUCUCAUGCGACGCCUGUAAGAUAAAUUACUGCGAGAAACGGAGCCUGGAUAAUCAUGUACGUAAAAUGCAUUUCAACAACACAACACGUGAAGAGCCAAUGCACGUCACUAAAUCAGUGAACGAUAGCUGGAUUGAACGUGUCAAUAUAAAGAACACAUGCGUUCUUAUAACGAAAAUUAAUAGCAAUGCUAUAACUAUCAAAAAGUGCGCUCAAAUCAAAGAAUUAACCCCACCGGAAACCAAAUCUGCCGAUCGCACUCCAUACAAGAAACAAUUCGUAGAUCAAUACUCCAAAGCUAUAUGUGACUAUUGUAAGAAAGAAAUGCUCAAGAAAAGCCUGAAAAACCACAUAAUGGAGCGUCAUCUAAAUAUUAGGAAGUACAGAUGUUUGGACUGCGGUCGAUCUUACAAACGACACUACCAAUAUAUUGACCAUAAAUGUAAUCAAACAAUACUUAAAAAUGCUUAA